Messenger RNA from Ostreobium quekettii, 2319 nucleotides. The record is from the annotation of a GenBank genome assembly. Lineage: Eukaryota; Viridiplantae; Chlorophyta; Ulvophyceae; Bryopsidales; Ostreobiaceae.
AUGACCGACACGGGCUCAGCGUUCCCGCGGGAGCAGCAGCGCCGAGCGAUCGGCGGCCGCGAGGAGAUGGCCAGGGGGACGGGACCGGGACGCGAUUGCCCCGGAUGUGAUAGUGACGCCGGCCAGCGGAGGCCGCAAAGCGCGCCUCCCGCUGCCCACUUGGUAGCUGCUGCAAGGAGUGCUGGCGAAGCCGGUGGCUGGCCUACAAGACUCCGGCAGCAGUCGCACCCGGUCCUGCAGUCUUUGUCCUGGGACGGCUCCGAUGCAAUCGGCGACGCGGUGGGGAUGUGCGUGCCAGUGGUGGCGGGUCUGCGCAACCUUCGUGGGGGGGAAUUUGCUGCGGAGGCGAGUGUUGAGAGGAGUGGAGGAGUGGAGGGGAGCGGAGGAGUGGAGUUGAGCGCGACUGGUGGUCCCGCAGGCGCGGGAUCGGAGCAGGAUGGACUUGUGGCAAGCUGUGGGCCUCAUGAGGAGGUUGCCUGGCAGGAGGUCUCCCUUUUGGAGGAGGGGAGUAGUGCUGGGAUCGACAUCGAGUGCGAGCAGACAGCACCUGCGCAGCCCAAGGAUAUCUGCAGACGAGCUGAUUCGGAGCAGAGCCUAGAUUCGCAGGAAAAUGGGGCUGGCGACGAAUAUAGCUGUUUUGUUCGGAGAUUCGAAGGGCAGGCUGACAGCCCGUUUUGUGGGGAAGUGGAUGGUGUUGCAAAGGGAUUUGAUAGAGGGAAAAAAGAUGAUUUGACAGUGAGCAUAGGAGGGGCGACGGGAAAAGAGCUGUGUCGGCCAAGCUGGAGGUCCCGGUCUGGCUAUGUGCAUUUUGCUGGGGAAUACCUAGACACCUCCUUCAACAAGUUUCUGAUUCAACCCAUGGCGCUUGUCUCAAAACUGGCACAUGCCAGGACGCCAUUCCAGUGGGUGAACAUUCUUUGGCUAGCUGUGAUCGCCAACCUGACGCCAGCCGUCUUCGGCCUCUUGUGGUUUGGUGCCAUACCCAUCAGCAUCGGCAACAUCGAAUGCAGGGUGGAGCCAUUCAUCCAGGAGGAGCCCAGCAGCUCUUCCGACAUCGACUACGACACAGGCUGUGACACAGCAGUGAUCAGGAGGUGUGUGGAAGGGGGAUUCGUUGACAAGGCUGCCUGGGCGUUUGCAGUGAAUCCCGGUACCUACGUGUUCUUCUCCUUCACACUCAUCAACAUGUUCCUCGGUUGCCUGGAUGAGGCCCGCCCCUGGCGGCCCGCUCGCUCCUACAUGCACAUCCUUGCAUUGGGCUACAUCGUGCAGGUGGGCACCGCGGGAGCGUCAGUGAUGAUCAGCGAGUCGUUCAGUGGCCUGGGCCUGGUGGCACUUGCGCUGUCCAUCGCCGUGACCCUCCUGGGCCUGCGCUUCACGCCUCAUACAAUGUUCGACACCAACCGAGAGCGCUUCAUGAAGAUCUACUGGUCUUUCGUGCGCCUGAUGAUGGUUUUCAUGAUCUUCUGGCUGCUGAUGCUGGCGUACAUCAUCGCCAAUGCCAACACUGAGAGUGCUGGUCAGGGCGUGCUGACAUUCGUCCUGGCCAUCGUCACGUUCAUCUUCAAGAAGAUCUUGCUUGCCAUGACGGAUGUGUACCCCAUAGAGGUGGCGAUGGUCCUGUCAGGCCUGUGGCUGGAAAACCUGGUGGACCUGUUCAUUGUGCUGGCGUACCCCACAGUCACCCGGCUUGGCCCCACCUUUGCCGUCAUAUUGCUGGUCCGGGUGGGAGAAGACCUGGCCUACCUGGGCUUUCAGUUCGAUGUCUGGUUCAAGUUCCGAGUGUGGGUGAAGGGCGUGCUGGGUUUCACAAAGAAGAAGAGCGAGCCCAUCUUGGAGGACGUGGACCAAGACGACCGGGGGCACUCCAACCAGCGCCCUGGCUACCGCAGGAGGCAGAUGAGGUUCCUGGGCUGGAAGCUGCUGUCCCAACUCAGCUCCUUCAUUUUCUUCCUGGUGGUGAUUCCCGCUCUGCGCUUUGGCCAGAACCAGGACUUCUAUCCAUACUCCGAAAAGAAUGUGCAGAUCGACUUCCGCGGCGUCCUGAUCGACGACGCGUUCAAGUGCUUCACCAAGCGGCAAUUCAAGGCAUCCAUGAUAGUGGCGUUCUGUUCGAUGGGCACCUUCUUCGUCUCGGGGUACCUGAUCCUCCUGUAUAUGAGGAAGUACAACAUGGACAUCCUGGAGCACCUGGCGAGGAAGGUCAAAGUGCUCGUGGUGUCUCACCAGUACUUUGGGUUCGUGAUGACGAUCCUCAUCAGCAACGUGCUCCUGGCUGUAUCGUCGGUGCAGCUGUACAACAGGCUGUUUUAUUUCUGA